This is a messenger RNA of Didymodactylos carnosus, 1110 nucleotides long. Lineage: Eukaryota; Metazoa; Rotifera; Eurotatoria; Philodinida; Philodinidae. The record is from the annotation of a GenBank genome assembly.
AUGUGCAGCCUUAGCAGAACCGAUCGAAAUGUUUAUGCUUCAGAUCAUAAAUUUAUAUAUUGUUCUUUGAAAAAGUUAUACAAGCUCGAAAUACUGCAUCUGUCUUCUGGUGAGCAUAUAAGUCUUAUCAACGUCGAUGAUAAUGCAAUGGAAUCAACAAAGAAUAAAAUUGUAGAAAUUUUACAAUUAAACGAUGAUGACAAUCAGGAUUCAAUUGUUCCUGAUGUAUUGAAUAAUGGUCGACAAGCGUUAGUCAAAUAUGAACAGGAUAUUAUACCAGAAAUCUACACAGAUGUAAUGAAGAAUGAUGACAAUAAACUGAUGACAUCAUUAAAAAAGUUUUUCCAACAACAAUGGGAAACACAAUAUGGCUCGUCUCAUCAAUGGUUUAUUUCAUUUCUUAAAGGAUAUGAAGUUGGAGAAAAUGUUGAUGUAUUUCAGCGUGUUUUAAACCGUACAGCUGAAUAUGGAAAUAGAUUUAUAAAACAUUGUCCACUUUUAUCGAUUGUUCUACAGCUUGUAUUUGAAAGUAUUGGUGAUGAAGAAUUACUUGAAGCGAAUGUUUUUGAUGAUCGCUAUUUAAAGGAAUCUAAUGUACACAAUAUAAAGUGCUUAGAAGAGAGAAAUGUCUGCGAUGAACUAUGGUUUUCAAUUACAAAUGAUGGCUUGACCUCAAUCACAAAGUAUCCUGAAUAUAUCAUCGAAGAUGUAAUGAACCAACAGUUAGACAAAACUCAGUCAACCUUAUUUCAUGCAUUGCGCGUAUAUUAUAGACCGCAACUGUUCUCACUGUUGGAAAUCCACAAAAUUCCUAACAGAGGAAAUCUGUAUGACUUACUACUGGAAAAUGUUGCUGAACACGGUUGGUUAAUGGGCUUAGAAACAAUUCAGAGACAAAUUACGCCAAGAUCUUACAGUAAUUUAUCAACAAGCAUCAAUUCUCUUCUGGAACAACGGAAGGCACAAAAACAGAAAGUGCAACAGCAAUCAAUACGGAAAAAUGAAGACGAAGUGCACCUAGAGACAAACAAUGUAACAUCAAACAACAUACAGUCGGAAUCAAGUAAUGCAAACUUGACAACAGCAUCUAGCAAAGAGUCAGGUAGUUAA